CGAACAAAUUAUGAAAAUGUUACAAAAAUCAACCACCAAGUUAAUUUUAGAAGCUCUGUGAGGAAAUAAAACACCUUCUUCAACCUCAUUCUUCCCUUUGCUGAAAAACAUUUCAAUGUUAAAUCCACCAAUGUCGUCGUUUCCUAAAAUUCUAACAUCCACCUUCAUAUCUUAUCUCCUCCUCCUCCUCGCCGUCGCCAUCAAGGCACACGACAACUUCCUUCACCCGAUGGAGCCGCUGACGCAGCUCAUCGGCAGCAUCCCUCCCCCGACGGCGGUGCCGCAGACGCAGGUCGUUAGCAACAUCCCUCCCCCACCGGCGGAGCCGCAGACGCAGGUCGUUAGCAACAUCCCUCCCCCACCGGCGGAGCCGCAGACGCAGUUCGUAGGCAACGUCCUUCCCCCUCCGGCGCAGACGCAGACGCAGCUGUUCAUCCCACACUCACACGCCACAGAAAUAGAGGAGUUUCUGGCGGCGCACAACAAAAUCAGACAAAGCAUGGGCGAGCCAUGUUUAACAUGGGACGAGACGCUAGCUAAGUUCGCACAUCACUGGGCCGAAACUCUCGCCGCCGAGUGCACAAUGGUUCAUUCCACCGUAUCCUACGGGGAGAACUUGUUCUGGGGAGCGCAAGACCAUUGGACGCCGGCGGAGGCGGUGCAGUCGUGGAUCAAGGAGUCGGACUUUUUCGAUAAUACAACAAAUCAUUGCAAAGAAGGGCAAAUGUGCGAGCAUUAUACGCAAGUCAUAUGGAAGAAAACUGGCAAGGUGGGCUGUGCUCGUAAGAAGUGCCACCGUGGCGGUCUGAUUGUCGUCUGCAACUAUGAUCCGCCGGGGAAUUAUGAAAAUGUUAAUCCACUUGAUGAUAAGUUUAUGUAAUGGAUGAUACGUGUCAUAGAAAAAAUUGAUCAGACGGUGUAGAGGAGAGUUCAAUUACGGGUUGGGUUUGUGAAAAUUAUACGAAAAAUUGUUUCAUUUAUGAUAUGGUAUUUAUUCUUUCGUAUUG
Messenger RNA from Mangifera indica (mango), 1007 nucleotides. RefSeq names its product pathogenesis-related protein 1A-like. NCBI's taxonomy places the organism in Eukaryota, Viridiplantae, Streptophyta, Magnoliopsida, Sapindales, Anacardiaceae. The record is from RefSeq and is a predicted model, not a curated record. Gene Ontology annotation, cellular component: extracellular region. Bases 116 to 880 code for a protein of 254 amino acids. The transcript has a single exon.